Molecule: messenger RNA, 5031 nt
Organism: Plenodomus lingam JN3
Lineage: Eukaryota; Fungi; Ascomycota; Dothideomycetes; Pleosporales; Leptosphaeriaceae
Biological process (GO): nuclear pore organization
Cellular component (GO): nuclear pore inner ring; nuclear pore
Molecular function (GO): structural constituent of nuclear pore
Source: RefSeq, a predicted model, not a curated record
AUGGAUGAAGACGACAGCCUCGCCGCCCUUGAGGCCUUGCACCGCGAUCUCUGCGCCCACAUCGACCUGCAGCUGCCGGUCGUGGACAGGCUGUUGAUAAACCUCGAAGCGCAUAUCGAUGUCCUCAAGGCGCUGCUUGACAAAAAGCCAAAGAACGACGUGAGCAGGCAAAAAUUAAACUCGGGCAAGAUCACCAUUGAAGAGGACGAGUACGAAGUCAACGAUGACUUCAAGCAGCAGACGCUGGAGCUGGCCGACGCCCUGGAUUUGGACGAACUGGAUGCCGCCGCUCUUUUUCUAAGUGCCAAAAAUGAGGCUCAAGACAUCGACCGAUCCCAACUGCAAACCGCCGUGAUUCGCUUUCACCGCCGCCGCGAAACCCUUCUGCUCUGUCUGCGCAUGCUCAUGAAGACAGCUCUAGACAAUGGAGAAACUGUGGUAGAUCGACAGCCUGAGCUGCAACUAGCUGUGCAGUACAUCGUAGGCGUCGCGAAUGGUUCCAACCUGGCAAGCGCAUACGGCUUCUGGACAAAGUGCCUGACCAGCAUGGAGUCGGUGGAAAAGUGGCUGCAGUUCAUUGCAGAACGGGUUCAGAGCACGCAGGUCGUGGGCCAGGUUCCCCUACCAGGUUUUGUGGAAAUCAUGACCCUUCAGCGACAAAGUCUGACCAGACAGCACGAGAGUCUGGCUGCAAUAUGCACACAUAUGAUCAAAGCCGGCUACGUCAAUAUGGACAACUACAGAAGUCUUCUGGCGAGGGCAAAAAUAUUAGAAAGACACGACAUUAUUACGAUUCACUAUGUUCCGAUGCUCAUUCGGCUCACGUCCUGGGCAGCUGCGGAGACCAACGUUACAUUGCGAGAAGCACGGUCUCUUCACGACUCGCUCAUGGCUGGGCGAGAGAAUGAUAAUUGGGCCCUGAGAAACCUCCAUGCAGCGACGUUGACUUGGUGGUUGGCUGAGUACAGCGGGAGAUAUGUAGACCCCAACACGCAGGACCCUGCCAUGCAAAAUAUUGACUUUGAGGCUGAAGCCGUGGUCCGGUCAGACAUCUUCCUAAAGGCGCUCAAUGACGGUGCUUUCCACUUCAUGCUCUCGUUCAGCCAGGAUGUGCGCCCGACAAGCUGGUACGAUCCGCAGAAAACGAGCAUGCUAUCUACAUUGUUGCAAGAUACAGCCAUGUUGAGCGCAGAGUCACCACAGCCCGCGGAGUUUUUCAAAGUACUAAUCAUGGAGCAAUUGCAAACUUUUGUGGAUUCCUUCAUCACUCAUAUGCCCGACACAUUACGACGACUGAAGGUCGAAGAAGACGACCAGCGCAAAAGAUUACAGCUCCACUUUCAGCUCUCGACAGGUGAAUAUCCUCUCCACCUAGAGAGAUUUAUGGUUAUCAUCGCUUAUGCGUUUGACGGCUUUCCUGAUGCUGCAGAUGAUUUUUGGAGCGACAAGGAGAGCAAUUUGUACGGAUUCCUGCAAUGGGCAGCCAAGCGACAACCUACUCCCCGGAUAGCUAUGUUCUGCGAGAUGUUGCGAGCAAUCUCAACAGGCCAAUCCAAUGCUGAGUCGGCCCACCGAUUCCUACUUGAGGAAGGAGCCUCUGCUUCUGGAAAGAUACGACGGACUAGCUCAUUGAGCUAUACGCAUAUAUUCAACGAACUAGUCGAAUUUGAAAAAAACAUUCACGAGCCACGAAAGACACUCCAGGGCGGUGUGUACGCCCCAUCAACAAACCCUAUAGAUCAGAUUGUCGAACCGGAAAGCGCAACUAUGCUUGAGAGCUACCUGCGUGUUCUUGCGCACAUAUGUCGACAGACUCCACUUGCGCGCAAUUGGAUACUGGAUCUCAAAGAGUACGACUUUGCCAACAUAUGUUUCCGUCUGUGUACCGACAAGGUUGAGAGCGGCCUCCGCGCAGCUGCCUAUGACGCUCUCUCAGCUCUGCUCGUGGGCAAAGAUGUACCGAGAUCCAACGGUAUGUGGUAUCUACUCGACGACUGGACGGUCAAUGGGUUCUACACUGGCUCGAAGCAGAGCAAUGCUCUGGGAGCUGUGCCACGCGACGACUUCUGGCCCACCCUUGCCGAUGGAUACGACGAAGCCAUCUCGUUGGUCAAGUUUCUCCAUGCGCUUGUGGAGCCUUUCCCUGACAGCGAGGGGCUGAAUGACAGUUUACCUUUUCCUGAGGGCUUGGGUUCAUCACGCAGAAUACCAGGUAUUGAAAGUUAUAUCGACUUUGUUAUCCAACAAGUUUUUGCAGAACGUACGCAGGAAGUACUGGAUCCUCUUCAACGUAGCGUUAUGAGAUGCACCUGCCUCAGCUUCAUGGUUACUUGUCUCUCCACAUUCAACGAGAACCUCGUCGUCUUCGCCAACAAGUCCAAUAUUCCUGUGGACGCAGUAAUCGAUCCUUCCUCGCUUGCUGCUUAUGUUGCGCUGCACCCAUUUGCGCGGGUCAUGGAGUGGCUGUUCAACGACAAAGUCCUGAAGGCGCUCUUUUCAGCCUCACAUCACGACGUGACCGAAGUCGAUGCUGCCGAGCAAGAUUCACCCUUGGUUCAAUCCUUGAUGCUCAGCGUUCAGGUUAUGGACUUGGUGAUGAAACUGCAAGCGACAUAUCUCGACAUUGUCAGGCCCGUCCUAAAGCAGCAGCCCUCAUUCCAGCUGUCCCCUGUCUCAAACUUAUCACUCGCCUCCUUCGAAGACGCCAUCCUCAACAAUUUGCAGAUCAUAGUCGAUCUUGGUCUCUACUGUGGUACGGCCCACGCUGAUUUGACCAUUGCUUCCCUCCAACUCUUGGAGAAGUUGGCAUCCUCUCGCAAGCUUGCGGUCUCGCCUGCCGGAUUUGGCCAGCGCUCGGGUCGAAGCAGGAUUGUCGGCAUAUUGGAGAAAGACAAUGAAGCUGAACGUAUCGGGCGCUCACUGUCGAGUUUGAUGCGGUUUAGCCCUGAACAAUUGGAGGCUGGCCCUGAGGCGAGCGGCUAUAUUGUGAAGCUUCGCAUACUAGACUUCUUGAACAGCUGUCUUGCUGCGGUCUCUAAUAGACCGACGAUAGCCCAUAUUCUCCUGGGUUUCUCUUGCAGCAGUACUACCGUUCACAUUGCAGACGAUAGCCUCUGGUCCAAUGGACAGGCGCUGUUCCACAAUAUCCUCCUCUUGGGAGUAGAAUAUCCUGACCACGACGGUACGCAAUUUAUAGCUUGGAGGUCGACACUAAAGACUAGAUGUUGGGAUAUCCUACAGAAGUUAUGGCGUUCACCUCUGACCAGUGCUAUCGUCAUGGAAGAGCUGCGUGUCAAUGAGCUGCUAUUCGUCGAAGCCCCACAACUUUCGCCCAUCACUCUCGAUGUUCCUUGGGAUGGCAUCUCUCUCGCAGAAGGGCUCCAAGUUUCUACUGGAGACGUAUCUCCUUUCUUUGCAGGACCACCGGCGCUUGCACUCCAAAACUUCCUUCAACGUCGGGCUGCAUUUUUGGACUACGAAUCUCGGGAACUGCGCCUGACAGUAAAGGAGUCCAUGCCUACAAUUAGGUCACGGAUACAAUCCUUGCUCCUUGGUACCACUGUUCGGCCUGGUGAGGAUCCUGUGGGUAAUCCGAACAUCUUCGAUCUUUUUGACUUCAUCGAAUUCUCAUAUCCCGAGCGGAAUCUGCCAGAUAAGCAUGAGUUUUUCGACGGUGUGAACCUCCCUUCUUGCCAAGAGGAAAAGGAUGGUUGUAUCCUAUAUUCUAUUCCAUUGCUUGAACAAGUUAUCAGACUCAAGUUCAAAUACUGGCAGAAGGAUGGAGCAUUCGAAUUCGAAGGUGGUAAAGAUCAUGCGGCUGGUCUUGCCCAUCAGGGCGAGACUCUGCUUGAGGUUUUUGCAGACUGGAAUCGUCGAACUGAGCUUCUCCGGUAUCACAAGGAUAUUCUGCAAUCGUGGGUCCAAGUGAUCAUGGUCGCCGUACACAACUGCGAAUUUGACAAUGGAGGACGAAGUGCAUUUAUCCUCCAAACACUCCAAGUCAUUCUUCCCAAGCUCGAACAAUCCUACGACGGAGACAUCUUCACAGCCCUCCAGCUCAUUAGCCUCGCAGAGUCCCUCAUUCAGAAGAUCGACUUUGAGUCCACCGCAUUCGACAAGACCGGCGACUUCACAAAUGACCGGCUCUCCCAGCUUUUCCGCGCCGCCCUCGCCGGCAUCCACAGCCCCGUCUCCACUGCAGAGCUGCGAGAAUACUGCUACCAGAUUUGCUUCCGCUACAUUCACGGCACCUUUACCAGCGCCUCGACCAACACGCACCUUGGACGUCACACCCUCAACGCCAUCAAAAACUGCGGAACGCACCUUCUCGAAGUCAUUUGCGACGACGCCUACAGCGGCCACGGGACCUGCAAAGUAUCAGCCCUCCUCCUGCUAAACGCAAUGGUCGCAGUAUCAACACAGCAAUCCUCUAAACACAUUCUCGAAUCUUUCGUCAGCCUCAACUUCAUCGGCGUCCUCGUAGACAACAUCAAACACAUUCCUGAGGAACUCCGAUCGGCAGCCUCUCCGCAAGUUCCCGCCCUACUCUCCUACUACGACGCCAGUCUCGCCCUGCUCCUCCGUGUGUCCCAGUCCCGCCUUGGCGCCGCUUAUGUCCUCAACGCUGGCUUGUUCCCUGCUAUCCGCGAUUCCAACAUCUUUGCGGUCGACCCGGACAUUGGGCUUGAAUUCGACGGCCCGGAUGCGCUGCGCAAGUACUACGAGCUCAUGCUUAGUGUGCUGCGGGUUAUCAAUGCAGCGGUCAUUGCGCGCGGACGGCAAAACGAUCAGACUGUUUACCAGGCACGCGAGUUCUUAAAGGAGAAUAGACAUAGUAUGGUGAGUGUGUUCAAGAGGAGUGUGCACGUUGGUGCUAGUCAGGGGGCUAGUUUGAUGGGCGUCGGGGGCGACCUGGGAGAGCAAUUGGCGGAUUUGGUGGAUUGUUGGACAGUUUUGGUGGAGGUUACGGGCUUUUUGCAGUAUGAAGAUCAGAGUAGUGUCAAGAGGGGUGCGCCGAACAUGUUUUCAUAG